This is a messenger RNA of Exophiala aquamarina CBS 119918, 1206 nucleotides long. RefSeq lists its product as uncharacterized. Lineage: Eukaryota; Fungi; Ascomycota; Eurotiomycetes; Chaetothyriales; Herpotrichiellaceae. The coding region runs from base 1 to 1206 and encodes 401 amino acids. The transcript is spliced from 2 exons. The record is from RefSeq and is a predicted model, not a curated record. Gene Ontology annotation, molecular function: zinc ion binding; 5-methyltetrahydropteroyltriglutamate-homocysteine S-methyltransferase activity.
AUGUCGCCUCGUCACUGUCAGCCCCCUUUCCGCGCUGAGCACCUGGGCUCACUCCUGCGCACCUCGAAAUUACUCGACACGCGUCAUGCGUGGGAAGCAGGUAAGGAAACAGAAGAGGGUCUCAGGAAGGUCGAAGACACGGACGUGCAGGACAUUGUGAAGACACAGCUAGACUUGGGCUUCCACGGCAUUACCGAUGGCGAGUACCGUCGCCAUAUGUUCUGGGGCUCCUUCUGGCCCGGUCUCGAAGGCAUGACUGAGAUUGCGACCCCAGAUCCAGAUCUGUUCAGGAUGUACAUCCCAGAUAUCGCUGCAUUCACGGAAGAGGGCUAUAAGCCUGGCGAGACGGUUCUGUGCACCGGCAAGAUCAAGCACAAGGGCAGCACAUAUACUGAUCAAUUCGACUACCUAAAGGGCUUAGUACCCGAGUCCAAGUGGAAGGACUUAAAGUUGACGCUUGCGGCCCCGAACUGGUACCAUCUUAGAUACAAGGAGGGCAAGGCAUAUCCCAAGGAUGUUUAUAAGAACGACGAUGAAUACUUUGCCGACAUUGCAAAGGCAUACCAGGAGGAAUUGAAAAUUCUAUACGAGCACGGAUUGAGAAACGUGCAAUUUGAUGAUCCCAACCUUGCGUACUUCUGCUCAGAGGCAAUGAUCACCGGUUGGGAGAAGGACCCGUUGAACAAAUACUCGACCGACGAGCUCCUAGUUAAAUACAUUGAUCUUUACAACGCUUGCGUGGCCAAGAUCCCCGCUAACAUGCACGUUGGCGUCCACCUCUGUCGAGGCAAUUUCGUCAACUCACGACAUUUCUCCGAAGGCGGCUACGACCGGAUUGCGACCAUCCUCUUCCAGAAACUCAACAUGCACACCUACUAUCUCGAGUACGACACCGCUCGGGCCGGCGGCUUUGAGCCAUUGCAAUAUCUUCCUAAGGAUAAGAAUGUGAUCCUGGGCGUCGUGACCAGCAAGUUCCCCAAAAUGGAGGAUGAGGCUGAGAUGGUUGGACGAGUCAAGGAGGCAGCGAAAUGGAUGGCCAAGGGGACUGGGGAAUCUGAAGAGGAGGCUUUGAAGCGGUGCGGUGUCAGUCCUCAGUGUGGCUUUGCCAGCCAUAGCAGUGGGAAUGCAGUCAAGCAUGAUGACAUGAUCAAUAAGUUGAAGCUGGUGAGGAAACUUGCAGACAGUAUCUGGCCUGGAGAGCCUUGA